AUGUCGGCGUCACGCUCUCUGCUUCUGACCGCUUCAAGGCUUGCGGCUGCCAGCUCGAGUUCGCAGACCGCUCUGGCUACGCGAGCGCUAUCGACGUCGUCGGCACAAAAUGCGAUCACCAAGUUCGCCAUGCCGGCCAUGUCACCCACCAUGACCUCGGGUGGCAUCGCUGCUUGGAAGCUCAAGGAAGGCCAGGCAUUCUCAGCGGGCGAUGUUCUGCUCGAGAUCGAAACCGACAAGGCUACGAUGGAUGUCGAGGCUCAAGAAGAUGGUGUUCUGGCUAAAAUCAUUGUCCAGGAUGGAAGCAAGGAUGUGAGUGUCGGCAAGACAAUCGCCAUGCUCGCCGAGGAAGGCGAUGACAUUUCCAACGUCGAGGUGCCCAAGGAUGACGAAGCGACUUGCACCACGUCAGACGAGCGCAAGUCGGUACCAGAGCCAUCGACCCAGACAGCCGCCUCCACUGGCUCUGCAUCCCCAUCUUCACCAAACGCUUCCAGCUCGGACACACACCUCUCUUUCAAGGGACCGCUCUUCCCUUCGGUACAGCGACUCAUCGCUGAAAACGCAAUCGAGGACGCCGAGACCAAGAUCAAGGGUACCGGCGUACGUGGAAUGAUCACCAAGGGUGAUGUGCUCGCCUUCCUCGGCAAAGCCAAGUCACCCACCGGCUCUUUCAAGGAGGCCAAGGGAGGAAUUGCUAUUCUCGGUCCUUCGCAGGGUACUCGCAAGGAUGGUUCCGCUUCCACCACGUCGACUGCUCCUAAGACGCCAUCCGAGCCAUUGACGGGCGACGCCCUUCGCUCACUCAUCAUUGGCGGUCUUGCUUCCUCUUCCCGCUCGGCACGACAGCAAACUGCAUCUGCACCUGCACCAGCAGACCAGGCUCAGGCAUUCUCGCAACAGGUGGUCGACAGUGCUCUCGAGGGCUACAGCUUUUCAUCGGCACCAGCACCCCAACUCGCACGCAGCCGAGCAACGCGCAAGGACGGUAUUCGUUCCGAUGACCCGCUCUGGGAUUUGAUCUGA
Molecule: messenger RNA, 1026 nt
Organism: Mycosarcoma maydis (corn smut)
Lineage: Eukaryota; Fungi; Basidiomycota; Ustilaginomycetes; Ustilaginales
Exons: 1
Coding region: 1-1026 (341 amino acids)
Biological process (GO): pyruvate decarboxylation to acetyl-CoA
Cellular component (GO): pyruvate dehydrogenase complex
Molecular function (GO): dihydrolipoyllysine-residue acetyltransferase activity
Source: RefSeq, a predicted model, not a curated record